AUGGCGGCGCCGACGCAGCAUUCGAUGACUACGGGCAUCCUGGUCGAGUACUACGUGCUCACGGCUAUUGCCCUGGUCUUGGUGAUAGCGCGGUUAUGGAUGCGACUGGCCAUCACGGCUCGGAACUGGGGAUGGGACGACUAUACGAUUGUGAUUGCUUGGUUAUGCUCUGUCGUCGGGCUCAUCCUGAUCCAGCUCGCUGCCAAUAUUGGCUCGAAUCCAAUGUCUACCGGCCAAUCGGGACCUGCGAAACUGCGAUCUAUCAGAUUCAACACGUUCUUCGAGAUGGCGAGUAUCGUCUGCACCCUGGUCACCAAGUUUUCGAUCUGCUGUUAUAUCCUCCGCAUUCGAGAUGACCGGCGUAUGCGCUGGGCGCUGGCCUUCCUGAUGGUCCCGAUGACCCUAAUUACUGUCGCCAUUGUUAUCGUUUUGUCGGUGUCAUGCACGCCGCUGUGGAGCGACAAUAUCCCGACAACAUGUGUGCCGGUUAGUGGCAUGUAUACCGCUGCCUACGUGCAAUCCGCAUUGACCAUUGUCGUCGAUUUAUGCUUGACCUCCGCUCCCGUGAUUAUCCUCUGGGAUGUGAGAAUCCAGCUGGGGAGGAAGCUCUUCGUUUGCGGUCUCAUGAGCCUGGGUCUGAUCGCCACUCUUUCCAACGCCUUGCGCUCCUAUUGGCAAUAUCACCAGAGUAGUAGAGGCUUGUCAUUCAAUAUGACCUGGCUCACGGUGUUCUGCAUUCUGGAGCAAUCCGCCGGCAUCAUCGCCGCGUGCAUUCCAGCCUGCGUUCCGAUCUUCAGGAGAGGAAGAGCCAAGGAAGCGAGCCAAAAUGGACUGCUAGCAGACAGGCAGAACUAUUACGAGCUUUCGAACCAGUACAGUGCCCAGGGGAAGUCGUUGGAUCGGACGUCUUACACAACCACCACGGUUGGGGAAGAAUGUGUGGUCACGGUCGAUCCCGUCAUCAAAAGCGGGAAGAGUAGCGUGUAA
Molecule: messenger RNA, 987 nt
Organism: Aspergillus steynii IBT 23096
Lineage: Eukaryota; Fungi; Ascomycota; Eurotiomycetes; Eurotiales; Aspergillaceae
Exons: 2
Coding region: 1-987 (328 amino acids)
Source: RefSeq, a predicted model, not a curated record